Messenger RNA from Pipistrellus nathusii (Nathusius's pipistrelle), 535 nucleotides. The record is from the annotation of a GenBank genome assembly. NCBI's taxonomy places the organism in Eukaryota, Metazoa, Chordata, Mammalia, Chiroptera, Vespertilionidae.
AUGCCUGCCUGGGGGGCCCUGUUCCUGCUCUGGGCCGCCGCAGAAGCCACAAAGGACUGCCCUGCACCAUGCACCUGCCAGGCCCUGGAAACCAUGGGGCUGUGGGUGGACUGCAGGGGCCGAGGGCUCACAUCCUUGCCUGCCCUCCCACCCCACACCCGCCACCUCCUGCUGGCCAAUAAUAGCCUUCGUUCUGUGCCUCCUGGCGCCUUCGACCACCUGGUCCAGCUGCAGACACUCGACGUGACACAGAACCCCUGGCACUGUGACUGCAGCCUCACCUACCUGCACCUCUGGCUGGAGGACCACACACCAGAAGCCCUGCUGGAUGUCCGCUGUGCCAGCCCCAGCUUCGCCACCCUCCACCCACUGGGCCAUCUCACGGGCUAUGAGCUGGGCAACUGCGGCUGGCAGCUACAGACACCGUGGGCUUAUCCAUGGGUCUGGUGGGAUGUGGCACUGGUGGUUGUGAUCGUAAUCGGCCUGGCUCUCUUGGCAGGUAUACUGUGCACCGCCAGAGAGCCCCUGCUCCUAG